This is a messenger RNA of Anopheles moucheti, 1798 nucleotides long. Its product is annotated as probable pyruvate dehydrogenase E1 component subunit alpha, mitochondrial. The transcript is spliced from 3 exons. Gene Ontology annotation, cellular component: intracellular membrane-bounded organelle. The record is from RefSeq and is a predicted model, not a curated record. Gene Ontology annotation, biological process: pyruvate decarboxylation to acetyl-CoA. NCBI's taxonomy places the organism in Eukaryota, Metazoa, Arthropoda, Insecta, Diptera, Culicidae. The coding region runs from base 223 to 1479 and encodes 418 amino acids. Gene Ontology annotation, molecular function: pyruvate dehydrogenase (acetyl-transferring) activity.
GCAUAAGAUAUCGCUCGCUAAAACCAUUCUCCUCCACCGUUCUUCGCCUAGCGCAUAGUGAUUGCAUAAUGUAGCAUUGCAAAGGACAUGGAAAAGUGAACAAGAUACGAAGUAUUAUCCGGGGUUUAUCUAGUGUUUGUGGUGCACCCAACUAGCAACGAACAGAGGCGCAUAUAAAAUCCGUUUGAUAAACGUUCGGAAGUUUUGACCGUACAGCUAAGUAUGGGAUUGUCUAAAUGGGUGAACACAAUCUUCCGGUCGGGCAAAAUGGCUGCAGCCGCUACGGAAGCAAUCAAAACGAAUAUCGCGGCCAAUUCCAGCGGACUUGAGAACAAAGUGAAAACUCUUUCAAGCCAGCAGCAGAAUGGAUUUGCCUCGGAAGCUACGUUUGAGACACGGGCUUUCAAGCUGCAUAACCUUGAAGAAGGUCCAUCGACUAAAGUGACUGUCACGAAGGAGGAUGCCCUGAAAUACUACGGCCAGAUGUACAUGAUCCGGCGCAUGGAAACGGCCGCCGGAAAUCUGUACAAGGAAAAGGUGAUCAGAGGGUUCUGCCAUCUGUACUCUGGCCAAGAGGCUUGCGCUGUCGGAAUGCGUGCCGCUAUGCGCCCCGAGGAUUCCUGUAUCACCGCUUACCGUUGUCACGGAUGGACGUAUCUGAUGGGCGUCGCUCCGCAGGCCGUUCUCUCGGAGCUAACGGGCCGUAGCAGUGGCUGUGCUCGUGGCAAGGGUGGCAGUAUGCAUAUGUACGGUAGGAACUUCUACGGCGGAAAUGGUAUCGUCGGUGCCCAGGUUCCGCUUGGCGUAGGAAUCGGAUUCGCGGCCAAGUAUAACGGAACCAAGGGGGCAUGUAUCGCGCUGUACGGUGACGGUGCUGCCAACCAAGGCCAGCUGUUUGAAGUGUACAAUAUGGCCAAACUGUGGAACACGCCUUGCAUUUUCGUCUGCGAGAAUAACGGUUACGGAAUGGGCACCAGCGUUGAGCGCGCCUCGGCCAACACCAACUACUACACACGGGGAGACUUUGUGCCCGGUAUUUGGGUCGAUGGUAUGGACGUAUUGGCUGUCCGCGAAGCGACCCGGUUCGCCCUGGAACAUACCUCCUCCGGCAAGGGACCGAUCCUGAUGGAAACGGCCACCUACCGGUACUCUGGCCAUUCAAUGUCCGAUCCGGGCACCAGCUAUCGAUCGCGUGACGAAAUUGCCGAAGUAAGACAAACGAGAGAUCCGAUAACAUCGCUACGCGAAAAGAUUUUAACCACCGAGCUGGCCACGGUAGAGGAGCUGAAGGAGAUUGAGGGCAAGAUACGGGCGGAGGUAGACACGGCAACAAAAGUGGCGAAGGCGGACAAGGAAAUUUCCGUCGAGGAGCUUACCGCAGAUAUUUACGCAAACCCACAAAACCUGACGGCCGUGCGCAACACGUUGCCGCACGCGGAACUUGCACACAAGCGACUUGGACAGGCGGUCAAUAUGUAAAGAAGCAAAAAUGAAACGGCCUAUAGAUGUUUUGGCAGUCCAGCACCAUCACGAUAAAAACGAGAAUAUUAUUUGUUUGCAAUCUCACGAAGCAUUUGAAUGGGGAUAACAACUGUUUCCAGUGUUCGUAUGUUUGUUUUGUAUCAGUGAUAUAUUUUCCUGCACAUCCUCCCUCAGGGUAGUAAGUCAUGCUGAAUUGUGGCUCAAGAGAGCAGGCUUGGGCGAAACGGGACAUGUAUUUCAUUCUUUCAUCGUAAACGGGUUGCAAAGCAUUUAAGACGAACCACAAAUACACUUGACACUCAUAGAGUAAACGAGA